CACUGUGACUGAUAAACGUCCUCAAUUGACCGGGAAAACAAUUCGCUAUUUUCGCAUUAAUGAAAACUGAAAAUUUUCUGCAAUGAGUGCAAAAGGUGUAACAACAAAAGCACUAGCAAAGAAAUUGUCUGAAAAGAGCCGAAUUGUUCAAGCUGUUAAAGUUCAGGACAUAGAAGAUGCUGUAAAAUCACCAUAUUUCUCACCCGUUCAAACCCGACAACAACGUAAAAACACCAAGAGCCAACUAAAAAGAUCGGAAGCGCUAGUCAAAUCGGAAAAAUCAACUUCCACCUCAGCGAACAGUAAACCCAUUAAAGUAAAUGCUUUAACUAAUAACAUUGAACUUCAAAGCGUUAAAAUUAAGGAAGAUGUCGAAGAAAGAAAAUUUAUACAUUUGGAUUCGAACGAAGCAAAUACUAAAACGGAAAGUCAGGACAAAUGGGAACCGCAAAAUUGGCGCCUUAUUUUGAAAAAUAUUAGAGCUAUGCGUGCUGACGCUGCAGCACCAGUAGACACAAUGGGAUGUCACAAAUGUUCCGAUAAUGAGGCAGAUGAAAAGACUCAACGCUUCCAAAAGCUUGUUGCUCUUAUGCUUUCAAGUCAAACGAAAGAUGAAAUUACUUACGAAGCAAUGCAGCGGCUUAAAAGUAGUGGUUUAACACCUCAAGCUAUUAUAGAAAUAGAAACAGGAAAACUUGAAGAACUGUUAAAACCAGUUUCAUUUUAUAAAAACAAAGCCAAAUACUUGCAACUAGCCUCGAGAAUGCUUAUGGAGAAAUACGACAGUGACAUUCCUGGCACUAGUAAAGAGCUCCAAACUUUACCCGGUGUAGGACCAAAAAUGGCACAUAUAUGCAUGGCAACGGCAUGGAAUCAAGUAACCGGUAUUGGAGUUGACGUGCAUGUACAUCGUAUAGUAAAUCGACUUAGGUGGUUACCUAAACCCACAAAAGAACCUGAGCAGACUCGUGUGGAACUGGAGUCGUGGCUUCCACGAGACAUGUGGCAAGAUGUAAAUCAUUUGCUAGUUGGCUUUGGUCAAACAGUUUGUAAAGCUGUGCGGCCGCAUUGUUCCGAAUGCUUAAAUCGUGAGAUAUGUCCAGCAUCAACAUAUAAAAGUCCAACUAAGACAAAAAUUAAAUCGGAAUCAGCAAAUAUUGCGGCAAAAAUAUCAAAAUUAGAGAAUCCGUAAAUGUAUAAUAAAAAGUGCCAUAGAAUGGAAAGUAAACUUGAAGACAGAUAUAUUGUUUGAUUGUUGGGGAAAAAUACCACUACUUACUGUAUUAUUAGAUUAGUAAAACAUUUACAUAUUACAUUGAAUUUA
Messenger RNA from Bactrocera tryoni, 1324 nucleotides. RefSeq names its product endonuclease III-like protein 1 (gene Nthl1). The transcript is spliced from 4 exons. Gene Ontology annotation, biological process: nucleotide-excision repair; base-excision repair; base-excision repair, AP site formation. Gene Ontology annotation, molecular function: 4 iron, 4 sulfur cluster binding; DNA-(apurinic or apyrimidinic site) endonuclease activity; oxidized pyrimidine nucleobase lesion DNA N-glycosylase activity. The coding region runs from base 83 to 1192 and encodes 369 amino acids. The record is from RefSeq and is a predicted model, not a curated record. NCBI's taxonomy places the organism in Eukaryota, Metazoa, Arthropoda, Insecta, Diptera, Tephritidae. Gene Ontology annotation, cellular component: nucleus.